ACCAGUACAAAAAGGUCGAGGAGAAUAAUUGUAAUUAUGAUGGGGAUGGGCAAUCUCCUAGGUCAUGUGGUCAUUGGCAUGACUGCAUGGAGUACUGUUACCUUCCCGCCGGAGCGGUACCUAUUCAUCUACUCACAUUUGCAUGUUUUCGAACUGCUAGCUUGGCAGAACCUGGGGCUAACAGCGGGCGCUCAUUCCGCUCCCCGGAUUCGAACUUGUGACCAUUUGGUCCGCAAGUUCAGCAGCUCAGCGCUUUAACACACUGCGCCACCGGGGGCCCCAUACAUACACACACAUAUACAUACACACACACAUAUCUUUUAGCUUUGGAUCACAUAGGGAAAGGCUAACACUCCUGCAGUGUUUCCUUUGCUGUCCAUGCCUGUUCAGAAGAUUUCACUUCACUUUCUGUCCCUGAUUGAUGCAGCCUGGCAUCGCAUUGGCUUUUUGAGCUACCGCAUUACACUCUUGGCUCAUGCGCCACUUGUGGCCUACUAUCCCUUUCCCAUGUAUUGUAUUCGAGCCAAGUGUCACUUAUCUUAUAUCCAAUGUCCAUUUUCCCGUUUCAGCCAUCAGAACAUCUUGUACACCUCAGCAGAGAAACAGUCCGCUUUGCUCACCAGACUCAAGCAGGAGCAGGCGGAGCUCCACCACUUGCAGAACGUCUGCCGCUCGGCUCACCGGGAGAGGAAACUCCUCUUGAAGCAACAAAGGGAGCUCUUGGCUGUGCAGGCGGCAACCGAACAACUGUGGAAAGAUCUGCACGAGAGAGUCGGGAAAUCCCUCCAGGAGAUUCAUGGCACCCAGGAAGAAGGCGCUCAGGCUCCGCUCAUUGUUUCAAGCUCAAGAAGAGAACAAAGUGUGGAUGCAAACAAUCUUCAUGGGAAGACAGAAGACACCUUGAGGGAAGAGGCAGGCGAAUUCCCCCAGAAGAAGCAACCAGUUCCAGAUGUGGAGAAGACAGAUGUUAUUACAGACAAAAACUUGAAUUUCUGCAGGGAAUACCCCAUAGGUUCAACCCUAACAGACACAGGAUGCAAGGAAACCAAAGGUUAUUUGGUGAAGGAAGAGCAAGAUACAGGCUUGAUGAAGAAUCCCAAAGAAGAACGUCUCUGCAGUUCCAUGGACAAGGCAUUGCAAUGUUCGCAUCCAAUAACCCCUUCUGAUGAAUUAUAUGGUUUUUCGCUUGACUCAGAGAAGCCCCGGUUGGAGUCUGGAUUUCAUACGGCUCGUGCUGUUCUCAUCAAUAUCUCUGGAAGUUCUCCUUCAUCCUUGGAAGAGAAGGAGGACCAAGAUACGGACAUCAGCCUUCCGGAGGAAUUCAUCAUACAGGAUGAGAUGUUUUGUGGAACUCGAGGAAUAAAUACAUCACCGUCUUCUGGAGGAAGAAGUCACACUCAAAUAUAUGGUGGUCCUCCAAAACAGGUUGACCUAUCGACUCUGUGCAUCCAGGAAGGUAAGCCGUUCAAUGAGAAAGCAGAUAGAUCUGCUUUUAUUAUAUUAUCGAGUGAUGGAAGAUCCAAUACAGAUGGGAUGGGAGGAUCCUAUUCUGAUCAAACCGAUGCUGUCAUUAUCAGAAGGGAUGUACCAGAACUAGAGAAGAUGGCUUUCCAAGAAGGUGCUGAAUCUGAAGAUGUUUCAUGGAACGAAGGGUCUUUCGACAACACUAAAGACCCAAAAAAUCAACAAAUCGGUAGCACCAUUGAAGGAGAAGACAACCAUGAAAACCCACCCUGUUCCAAACCUAUGAUGCUUGUUGGAUCUGAAGAUGUUUCACGGAACGAAGGGUCUUCUGACAACACUAAAGACCCGAAAAAUCAACAAAUCGGUAGCACCGUUGAAGGAGAAGACAACCAUGAAAACCCACCCUGUUCCAAACCUAUGAUGCUUGUUGGAUCUGAAGAUGUUUCAUGGAACGAAGGGUCUUCUGACAACACUAAAGACCCGAAAAAUCAACAAAUCGGUAGCACUGUUGAAGGAGAAGACAACCAUGAAAACCCACCCUGUUCCAAACCUAUGAUGCUUGUUGGAUCUGAAGAUGUUUCAUGGAACGAAGGGUCUUCUGACAACACUAAAGACCCGAAAAAUCAACAAAUCGGUAGCACCGUUGAAGGAGAAGACAACCAUGAAAACCCACCCUGUUCCAAACCUAUGAUGCUUGUUGGAUCUGAAGAUGUUUCAUGGAACGAAGGGUCUUCUGACAACACUAAAGACCCGAAAAAUCAACAAAUCGGUAGCACCGUUGAAGGAGAAGACAACCGUGAAAACCCACCUUGUUCCAAACCUAUGAUGCUUGUUGGAUCUGAAGAUGUGAGCACCAUCCAUGGUGAAAUGAAGCAAUUUCCUUCCGAAUCGCAGAAUCCCUCUGACCCUCUGUACAUUUCGGAUGACAGUAAAGGUCGCGCAGAAUAUGCAGUCAGCGAAUCCAAUCUAUACGAAGCCCCGCCGAGCAAUGGUUCCUUAUGUCCCCAAACCAUGGAAGGAACCACAAAACAAGUGCGAAAUUGUCCCACAGUGAGCGGCCAAAGCUCAAAGAGAUCCAGAGAGGUCAAUUCACUCCAAGAUGUGGAGAGAAGUGAAGAAGAUAAAAUACCCAUCCGUGAGGAACAUCCACUGGGAAUAGAGGAAGAAAUCGUUUCUCCUGUGGAUGAAGUGUUAUCGUACGGAAGUAUCGAUCUACCAUCUGCAGUUUCCUUCCCAAGUGGAGAUCUUCCUCCUCCACCUGAAGAAAACGAUGGUGGGUCUGAUAUCAGCCUUGAAGACUUCCCCUCUCCGCCUGAAGAACUUCUCUUCCCGGAAUCAGGAGAGCUUCAAUAUGCCUCCGAUGAAGACACAUCCAUAACAACGAAUGACUUGACUUCCUUAUCCAAUGAUCUUGAGUUGGAAGAUCUGCCAUCGCUACCUCUGGACUCAGCAGAGGUGUCUUUGGGGCAAUGAAUAUGAAAUAUACUGAUGGGGAGAGCAAUCAUUUUGGCCAUUCAGCGCAUCCAAAUUUGAAUCUAGUAGAAUCAGAGAGGUUAAAUGUUUCUGAAUAUUUACAUAAAGCUCAAAUUUAAGAUGAGAUUGUCCAACUCUGAUCAAAUCAUUAUUCUCAUCUUCUUCAAUGUAAAUGUGCUUAUGUAUCCUUUUAAUAAUAACAGAGUAAAAUAAUACACGUAAUAAUAAUAAUAAAUACAGGGAAAUAAUACAUGUAAUAAUAAAUAGAGUAAAAUAAGAAAUGCAAUAAUAAUAAGAUCAGAGUGAAAUAAUAAAUGUAUUAUUAUUAUUAAUAAUAAUAAUAAUAAUAAAAUAGAGUAAAAUAAAUGUAAUAAUAGCAACAGUAAUAGAGAAAAAUAAUAAAUGUAAUAAUACCAAUAAUAAAUGUACCAUAUAUUCUCGAGUAUAAGCUGACCCAAAUAUAAGCCAACCAGGACCCUCACCCGAGUAUAAGCCGAGGGGGGCUUUUUCACUCUUAAAAAAAGGGCUGAAAAACCAGGCUUAUACUCGAGUAUAUACAGUACCUUAAUUUCUGAGCUCUUCCAACAGUAAUCUUUAAGAAAAUAAAUAUGCUUGGAGCAAUUAUGCCAGCGAAGAAAUCUCUAAUUAUUGUAUUUUCCAAUGUGUAAUCCAUAGACUUCUACUUGUUUUACUUUUAAUGGACUGAAGAAAGAUAGUUUAGGUAUUUGAGGAUGAAGGUUUGUAUAAUGAAAGACUUGGGUUGCUGUGAGUUUUCGGGCUGUAUGGCCAUGUUCCAGAAGCAUUCUCUCCUGACGUUUCGCCCACAUCUAUGUCAAGCAUCCCCAGAGGUUGUGAGGCCCAUUGGAAACUAGGCAACUGGGGUUUAUAUACAGUAGAGUCUCACUUAUCCAACAUAAACGGGCCGGCAGAACGUUGAAUAAGCGAAUAUGUUGGAUAAUAAGGAGAGAUUAAGGAGAAGCCUAUUAAACAUCAAAUUAGGUUAUGAUUUUACAAAUUAAGCACCAAAACAUCAUGUUAUACAACAAAUCUGGCAGAAAAAGUAGUUCAAUAUGCAGCAGUGCUACAUAGUAAUUACUGUAUUUAUGAAUUUCGCACCAAAAUAUCAUGAUAUAUUGAAAACAUUGACUACAAAAAUGCGUUGGAUAAUCCAGAACGUUGGAUAAGUGAGACUCUACUGUAUCUAUGGAAUGUCCAGAAUGUCUUGUCUGUUUGCGGCUAGUGUGAAUGUUGCAAUUGGCCACCUUAAUUGGCACUGAAUUGCCUUUCAGCUUCAAAGUCUUGCUGCUUCCUGCCUGGGGGAACCCUUUGUGGGCUAUACAGCCCUGAAAACACACAGCAACCCAGUGAUUCCAGCCAUGAAAGCUUUCGACAACACAAUGAAAUACUUCUUUCUACAUUGAAUGUAUCAUACUUGUCAUGUAUCAUGUAUUUUGCUCAUCUGAUUGGUUAACAAAGUUACUCUUCUGUGCUUUGAAUGUGUUAUGUAAUUGCAACAAAUACCAAACGAAUCCUACAUAAUAUAGGGAUACAUUGCUUGACAACAGUUAACUUCUAUUUAUAAAUAUAAUAUAUGAUAUAUAUUAUAACAGUAAUUAAGAUUAUAUAAAGACCACGCAUCACAGUUUUGAUUCAAGAUCGAUAAAGAAAAUUGAAACACUGAACAAAUGCAUACAAGUGCUGUAUUGGUAUUUCUAUAUUUUUAAAUAAAUAUAUAUAUUAAAUAUAAUUUUUAUUAAGAGAGUAUGUAGAGUGGGGAAGAAUAAAAGAAUGAAUAUAAAGUAGGGAUAUUUUAACAUCCUUUGUUAUUGUCUUCUUUAGAAGUUAUCUAAUCCAAAAAAAAUGAUCUAAAUGAAAAUAGAAAAGUGGGUGUAGAAUGAGAUAAAGCAAAGAAGAUUGAAAAGUUAAGAAAUAAAUAUAUUGUUGCGGUUGA
This is a messenger RNA of Anolis carolinensis (green anole), 4888 nucleotides long. RefSeq lists its product as uncharacterized. The record is from RefSeq and is a predicted model, not a curated record. The transcript has 4 exons. The coding region runs from base 379 to 2937 and encodes 852 amino acids. NCBI's taxonomy places the organism in Eukaryota, Metazoa, Chordata, Lepidosauria, Squamata, Anolidae.